Molecule: messenger RNA, 537 nt
Organism: Podospora anserina S mat+
Lineage: Eukaryota; Fungi; Ascomycota; Sordariomycetes; Sordariales; Podosporaceae
Exons: 1
Coding region: 1-537 (178 amino acids)
Molecular function (GO): beta-phosphoglucomutase activity; sugar-phosphatase activity
Source: RefSeq, a predicted model, not a curated record
AUGCUCAAGAUACUCGCCCCGGAAAAGGCCACCUGGGAAUACGUCCAAUCCAGGGAAGCCCUCCUCCCCAAACUCUACGGCUCCGACGCCGUCGAGAUCCCCGGCGCCCGCUCCCUCCUCGAUUCCCUCAUCGCCCUCUCUGCCCCCUGGACAAUCGUCACGUCUGGCUCCCUUCCCCUCGUAAGCGGGUGGCUCAAGGUCCUUGACCUGCCUGUCCCGGAACACCUCGUCACGGCGGAGUCUGUGCAAAACGGCAAGCCAGAUCCGGCCUGCUAUCGUUUGGGGAGGGAGAAGCUAGGCGAGUCGGCGGGUGAGGGGAAGGAGGUUUUGGUGUUUGAGGAUGCUCCUGCUGGGAUCGAGGCUGGGAAGGCGGCUGGGUGCAGGGUUGUUGGGUUGGUGACUUCUCACAGUGUGGAGGAGGUUUUGUCUGCUGGGCCGGAUUGGGUGGUGAAGGAUCUGACGGAGGUUAGGAUUGUGAGGAGGGAGGAGGAUGGGAGGGUUGUGCUGGAGAUUGGGGGGUUGUUGGUGAGGAAUUAG